Molecule: messenger RNA, 1430 nt
Organism: Cannabis sativa
Lineage: Eukaryota; Viridiplantae; Streptophyta; Magnoliopsida; Rosales; Cannabaceae
Product: truncated transcription factor CAULIFLOWER A
Exons: 8
Coding region: 356-1120 (254 amino acids)
Biological process (GO): positive regulation of transcription by RNA polymerase II
Cellular component (GO): nucleus
Molecular function (GO): RNA polymerase II cis-regulatory region sequence-specific DNA binding; protein dimerization activity; DNA-binding transcription factor activity, RNA polymerase II-specific
Source: RefSeq, a predicted model, not a curated record
CCACACCUAAACCUCUCUCUCUCUCUCUCUCUCUCUCUCUCUCUCUCUCUCUCUCUCUCUCUCUCUCCUUAUAUACGCAUUGAGUUAUUACUCCAUAUACGUUUUAUAGACAACUUCACAUUUGGUAACAAAGGGGGAAAGAAGGCAAUACAUUACCAUAUUAGUUGUAUCUCUCUUUUCCUUCUUUCUUUCUUUUUUAUUUUGUUUUCCUUCUUUGCUCAUAGUUGGUUUUCAGGUAUUGAAUUUCUUUUUUUAGGAUUUUCACUCAGAAGUUUGCCCGUUUGGGAUUGUUAUUAUUAAUAGAGAAAAUUUGAAAUAUUAAAUAUAUAUAUAUAAAAAAAGGAGAAACUGAAAAAUGGGAAGGGGUAGGGUUGAGCUGAAGCGCAUAGAGAACAAGAUCAACAGGCAAGUUACUUUUUCCAAAAGAAGAAAUGGUUUAUUGAAGAAAGCCCAUGAGAUCUCAGUCUUAUGUGAUGCUGAAGUUGCUGUUAUUGUCUUCUCCCACAAAGGAAAGCUCUCUGAGUACUCCACUGAUUCUUGCAUGGAGAAGAUAUUGGAACGGUAUGAGAGAUACUCUUAUGCAGAGAGACAGUUGGUGUCAAUGGAUUCUGAAACACAAUUACAGAUUAUGCAGGGAAACUGGACCGUGGAGUACUCUAGACUCACGGCUAAAAUCGAGCUUUUGCAGAGGAACCGUAGGCACUACUUAGGUGAAGAUUUAGACUCGUUGACUCUAAAGGAUCUCACGGGUUUAGAGCAACAAAUUGAUAUUUCUCUUAAACAAAUUCGAGCAAGAAGAAACCAACUCAUGAACGAGACAAUCUCUGAUCUUCAGAAGAGGGAGAAGGCAGCGCGGGAGGAGAACAACUUGCUGGAAAAGAAGAUCAAGGAAAGGGGGAAAAUGGUGGCAGUGGAGCAGCAACAACAGCAGCAGGAGAUGCAGUGGGAGCAGCAAAACCAUGGCCCUGCUAGUACAUCAUCAUACCUGCUUCAACAACCACUUCCCUGCUUAAACAUUGGGGGAGGUUACGAGGAUGGAACACAAGAAAUUAGAAGGAACGAUCUGGACCUUACUCUUGAGCCAUUAUAUUCAUGCCACCUUGGAUGCUUUGCUGCAUGAAUUAAUAUAUAAAUAUAUAUUUCAAAGAGAGGUCUCCCAUCUCUUCUAAUUUGGAAUUAAAUUUUUGGAUUUUUAUUUGGGACAUGGACUAAUAAUUUCAAGUCCCACAUGAUCUAUAUAUAAACUUAUAUAUAUUAUCAACCAACAGCAACACCCUUUGUGAUAAAGUAUCAGCGUAUUACUAGCUAUAUAUAUAUGUAUGAUCGUGCAUGAGGGGACCUCUCAUAUUUUAAUGUGUACUAUUACGGACGUUGUUAAUCCCUGACUUGGAUCUGUGAUAUAUAAUUAGACUGAAUUAACUUGGGAUAAA